AUGGAUGUUAUUGGACACAUAGAGCCUCCUGCGUCAAAUGUACAUCUUUUCAUCCUGGUGGCUAUCGAUUAUUUCACAAAAUGGGUCGAAGCUUCCACAUACAAGGCAGUGACUAAGAAGGUAGUGGCAGACUUUGUUCGCAAUAACAUAGUUUGUCGGUUUGGAAUUCCAGAAUCAAUUAUAACAGAUAAUGCAGCCAACCUCAACAGCGAUCUUAUGAAGGAAACUUGUGAAAGGUUCAAGAUUGCUCAUCGAAAUUCCAUAGUUUACCGGCCACAGAUGAAUGGAGCAGUUGAGGCUGCAAAUAAGAGUAUCAAGAAGAUUUCAAGGAAGAUAGUAGACAGUCAUAGGCAAUGGCAUGAGAAGCUACCAUAUGCUUUGCUCGAUUAUCGCACCACAAUCAGUACAUCAACUGGGGCAACUCCUUAUAUGUUGGUUUAUGGUUCAGAAGCAGUAAUACAUGAUGAGGUGGAAAUACCAUCUUUAAGGAUCAUCCAAGAGGUUGGUCUGGACGAUGCAGAAUGGAUACGUAGCAGGCAUGAACAGUUGAUGCUCAUCGAUGAAAAGAGGAUGGACGCGGUUUGUCAUGGACAACUCUAUCAGAACUGA
This is a messenger RNA of Solanum tuberosum (potato), 609 nucleotides long. RefSeq lists its product as uncharacterized. The coding region runs from base 1 to 609 and encodes 202 amino acids. The transcript has a single exon. Gene Ontology annotation, biological process: DNA integration. NCBI's taxonomy places the organism in Eukaryota, Viridiplantae, Streptophyta, Magnoliopsida, Solanales, Solanaceae. Gene Ontology annotation, molecular function: nucleic acid binding. The record is from RefSeq and is a predicted model, not a curated record.